Molecule: messenger RNA, 508 nt
Organism: Vicugna pacos (alpaca)
Lineage: Eukaryota; Metazoa; Chordata; Mammalia; Artiodactyla; Camelidae
Source: RefSeq, a predicted model, not a curated record
GGUCUGGAGGACACCUGGCGUCUGCCACACCUGGUGACCCCUCUCUGGUUGUGCUUCCAGGUGAGCCUCAAAGCAGGAGCCCCGAGUCAGCCUCUCAUCUGACAGCUGCCAGCUGCCGUCCCCAGACUGUCCCCUGCCCGGACCUGUGACCGCGCUGCCUCUCACAGGGGCAGCGGAAUGAAAGAAGGCAUGUCCAGUAACAGCACCAUGAGCAUCUCGCAGGCCAGGAGGGCCGUGGAGCAGCUGAAGAUGGAGGCCUGCAUGGACAGGGUGAAGGUCUCCCAGGCGGCGGCCGACCUCCUGGCGUACUGCGAGGCCCACGUGCGGGAGGACCCUCUCAUCAUCCCAGUGCCUGCGUCGGAAAACCCCUUCCGCGAGAAGAAGUUCUUUUGUACCAUCCUCUGACUCCGCGUGUUACCGAAGUAUCUUCGUAGCCUCCCGGCAGAGGCCGCGCGUGCUCCUCGCUGCAGGGAGGCCGCCCACCGGCCCCUCCCGGACCAGGUCGGCC